Messenger RNA from Suillus bovinus, 2164 nucleotides. RefSeq names its product P-loop containing nucleoside triphosphate hydrolase protein. Gene Ontology annotation, biological process: transmembrane transport. NCBI's taxonomy places the organism in Eukaryota, Fungi, Basidiomycota, Agaricomycetes, Boletales, Suillaceae. Bases 138 to 1991 code for a protein of 617 amino acids. The transcript has 12 exons. The record is from RefSeq and is a predicted model, not a curated record. Gene Ontology annotation, molecular function: ATP hydrolysis activity; ATP binding; ATPase-coupled lipid transmembrane transporter activity.
AUUUGGUUUGCAAGACGGUCGCACCAUAUGAUAGUGUUCGGGAUUUACCUGACGCCUGUAUGACAGGCACCGUCAUUCCAGAUGCUUUCCGACUUUUGCCCACUUAGCAUUCUUCCACCAUCAGGAGAGAGAGACCUAUGACAACAAACGCAGGAAAAUUUGACUACAAGGAUGCUCGUCGUUACAAGCAUACCCGCAUAGGUGUAUGGGAUCUCUACGAGGAACGCCGAACACGCAUACGGACCUCACCGAUAUUGAAGGCAUGCGCGCAGAUAAUUCAAAGUGCUCCACUUCUGGUUCGCAUAUUCAAGGAUGUACUCGGUAUCAGACGAUGCUCCGUGCUUCUCUCCGCAUACCUUGUCGUAAGCGGUUUAGCUUCCCUCAUACCCGCUGUUUCCCUGUGGUACUCCGGACAAUUGCUCCGCCUUGUGGAGACCGCAAUGGAGACACGCACUGUGGACACGACGGUGCUCGUACAUUUUGCGGUGGCACGUCUUAUAUGCACAGUUGCUAUGCGCUUCCUCGGAUACCUGCGAGACAGCAUAAGCUCCUCUCUGAGGUUGUACAUCAAACAAUCCUACAAUGAGCGAUUGUUCCGCUCAGUUGUCCGCCUCGACCUAACCGCAUUCGCAUUUACGAUGACUUAUCGCGCGGACACAAUGAACGAAAUCGACUGGGGUUAUUGGAACAAUUCGGUUUGGGACACUAUCAACACACUGACGGACAUCGCAAUGACACUCAGUCGUCUGCUCUCUCAGCUUUCGGUUCUGAGUACAGUCAUGUGGGAACAACAGGAUGUGGUCGGAUCUUUGGAUUGGACCGCGACAACGACCAACGCGGAUUUUGCUUGCAUGAAAGGGCUGACGAAUUUUGUUACUGGGUCCUCAUACCGCCAGGAGCUUGUUGCAGGCAACCUCAGCGAACACAUCAGUGCACGAUUUCGCGAAGCAUCCCAACGCAUCGGUCGCAAUAUGGUUGAAUUUCCACUGCUGAAACAAUUUCGUUCUUUGAAGGACUGUCUGAGCAUCACGUUCAUCAUCAAAGAAACAAUGCAUGUGCUGCCUCAGGUCGUCUUUACCUUGCACGUAGUGAAAAAUCCAAUGAAAACUCCCCUCUCCUUGGCAUCACUCAUAUGGAUCACACAUGCCUUUAAUCCAUCCGCUGACAUAGACGUCUUGUCAUUUAACACGUUGUCCCUUGCGAAUCAUGUGCCCAGAAUACAUGCGGUAUAUGAAAUAGAGAACAUGCAGAAUAAGGUCGUAGAUGGCACGGAACCGUUCCCCGAGAAUCAACAGUCUCUUGCAAAUGGUAUUUCUGUCGAGUUCAGGAAUGUUUCGUUCCAGUACCCUGGUCGGGACAGGUGUGCUCUACGGAAUGUAUCGUUCAAGAUCGAGGCCGGUCAGUUAUGCGUCGUUGUUGGCGUGAACGGUUCCGGAAAGAGUACGAUUUUGAAACUGAUCUCCCGCAUCUACGACCCAACAGAGGGUACCAUUCUCGUUGACGGUCGUGACAUCAAAGCCUUCAGACUUGCUGACCUCCGUGCUGCUAUGUCCAUCCUCUUUCAAGACUACUCGGAAUUUCCCCUCUCCAUGCGCGAUAACAUCGGGCUUGGCAAUCCCGACCUCGCACAUGACGACGACAAGAUUCGCGAGGCUGCCCGUCUCGGCGGCGCAGAGGACUUCAUCGACGAGUUCCCUGACGGAUUCGAUACCUACCUCAGCCACCCCGUGUAUGAUUACAUUUCCGCGACGCGCUUUGAGGGACCCAUGCGAUGGGGUUUCAGUGACGCUGUACCUGUUUCCAAAACUCCAUACCUUGAAAUCAGCCGUGGGCAGGCACAGCGGCUUGCAAUCUCCCGCACAUUUAUGCGCUCAUUGGUCUCUGAAACUGAGUCUUCCGCUGGCAUGCUGUUAUUCGACGAGCCGAGUGCCUCCCUGGAUCCUACGGCCGAAUAUAGUGCGCUGCCCUGUUUAUUCGAGAUUCCAAUUUAGAAGUAUUUAUGACCGGUGGAAAUAGGUCUCUUCGAGCGUCUACGGAAGUUGAGGGGUAACAAGACCAUGAUAUUUUCCACUCACCGGUUUGGAAAUCUCACCCGACAUGCGGACCUCAUUUUGUACAUCGACGAAACUGUCCAGGAAGAAGGGACGCACGAUGAACUCAUGAA